ACCAGCCGGAGUACAUCCAGAAGCUGAUGCCGCCACUGAUCGCCAAGUGGAACGAGCUGAAGGACGAGGACAAGGACCUGUUCCCUCUGCUGGAGUGCCUGAGCUCGGUGGCCACGGCCCUGCAGAGCGGCUUCCUGCCCUACUGCGAGCCCGUGUACCAGCGCUGCGUGACGCUGGUGCAGAAGACCCUGGCCCAGGCCAUGAUGUACAGCCAGCAGCCGGACCAGUACGAGGCCCCAGAUAAGGACUUCAUGAUCGUGGCCCUGGACCUGCUGAGUGGGCUGGCCGAGGGUCUGGGGGCCCACGUGGACACGCUGGUGGCCCGCAGCAACAUCAUGACCCUGCUGUUCCAGUGCAUGCAGGACACCAUGCCCGAGGUGAGGCAGAGCUCCUUCGCUCUGCUGGGAGAUCUGACCAAGGCUUGCUUCCUGCACGUCAAACCUUGCAUCGCUGAGUUCAUGCCAAUCCUGGGCACCAACCUGAACCCCGAGUUCAUCUCGGUGUGUAACAACGCCACCUGGGCCAUCGGAGAGGUGUGCAUGCAGAUGGGUGUGGAGAUGCAGCCGUACGUAGCGAUGGUCCUCAACCAGCUGGUGGAGAUCAUCAACCGACCAAACACACCCAAGACCCUGCUGGAGAACACUGCCAUCACCAUCGGGCGGCUAGGCUACGUGUGUCCCCAGGAGGUGGCUCCCCUGCUGCCUCAGUUCAUCAGGCCCUGGUGUACGUCUCUGCGUAACAUCAGGGACAACGAGGAGAAGGACUCUGCGUUCCGCGGGAUCUGCAUGAUGAUUGGAGUGAACCCGGGCGGCGUGGGAACUAUUUACAUCAAGGAGUACAAAACCAUUUAUGGUCUGUUGAAAAUUCUUAACAAAAAAGUGUGA
Messenger RNA from Gadus macrocephalus (Pacific cod), 884 nucleotides. RefSeq names its product transportin-2-like. Gene Ontology annotation, cellular component: cytoplasm; nucleus. NCBI's taxonomy places the organism in Eukaryota, Metazoa, Chordata, Actinopteri, Gadiformes, Gadidae. Gene Ontology annotation, biological process: protein import into nucleus. Bases 27 to 884 code for a protein of 285 amino acids. The transcript has 9 exons. Gene Ontology annotation, molecular function: protein binding; nuclear import signal receptor activity. The record is from RefSeq and is a predicted model, not a curated record.